CCAAGAGCAGCAAUCUGUCCAAGAGCAGGAACAGAUUCAUGAAAACCUGGAGGACACAAAUGUAUUCCCUGCAAAGUCUUCACCUUUCGGAAUAUCUCAUGCUGUAUUUAAUAGUUUGAGGGUCAGGUUUACAAAAGACUUUGCAACAACUGUUGUUGGCCGUCUCAAUUUGAACGAUGCAUACACAAAGUACCCGGUGUUUGUUGAUAUCUUUCGUGGAGAAAAGCUAUUCGCCACAAUGAACGAUGUCGCUGAAAAGCUCGGAUAUUUCUCAUAUUUCUCCUAUUUCUCCCAUUUAUUCUUCUCGCCUGCAUUGAUUAACAUCUAUGAUCUGGACGAAUUUGACUUGGAAGACAUGCUUCACUAUCUGGCAUACUCUGGUGGUGCCGUUGGUUUUAUGGAUCUUCUAGGCAGCUCUAAGAUGCUGAAAGAUAUCAUUUUUAGUUUUCUCGCAGCUCAUGAUCUGAUCUUGCAGCAAUGGAUCUAUUUUGCCCGGAACUUCAAAAAGCCAUCUUCACUGAG
Messenger RNA from Mitosporidium daphniae, 522 nucleotides. RefSeq lists its product as uncharacterized. NCBI's taxonomy places the organism in Eukaryota, Fungi, Microsporidia. The record is from RefSeq and is a predicted model, not a curated record. The transcript has a single exon. The annotation marks the transcript as partial.